AAGCCUGCACACAGUGCAGACACGUAUAUAUCCCCCCUCCCUGUGCACAUACUAUAUAAAGUGACUGCAGGCAGAAAGAAGAUAUUAACACAGACAUCCCCAGACUCACCCAUUGCACAGUGCAAACAGCACAGAUAUGUCGGCUGUGCCUCUUACUAGGAUGCUGCCGCUCGGGUUUCUCGCUCAUCUGCUGCUUUUCUCCUUCAUUCCACUCUCUUUUUGCAUGGAUUUUUCUGAAGAUACUGGCAAACUAGAUAAAUUCAGCCUGCUCCACAGGAGAGGAAAUCAGUGGGCAAUUGGGCAUUUCAUGGGUAAAAAGAGCCUGCGAGACACAUACAAUUUAGGUAAACAGGACAUGGAAUCAGAAGACUUUCAUCCAAAGACCAUGGAAAGUAUGAGAGGCACCUUCUUUCGAGAGCCACUUAGAUCACUGUUGCCCAGCCAGAGAGAGGAAGCACAGCUAUUAAAGAAGAUCAUGGAUCAUUAUAUUAAAACGUCUCAGAAGUAGCGAAGAUAUUGAUUCUCCUGUAUGUACAAAGAGAUAUAUAUUUGUGCCUGAGACAUAAAACUUAUUUCACACAUUCCAAAGGCUGUUGUUUACAAAUAAAAUCAUAAAAGCUAAUAAAGAUCGGAGUGUUUCUGUUCAUACAAUGAUUCUGGAAUUCAUUUUUUUACAAAAUUGUUAAAGUAAAAAAGCAUCAUCUCUAGAAUAUGUUCUGAAUAUUUUUUCUGCCAUUUGACCUAGUGUUCUAAGAAAACUGUAAAUAAAAGCCAUUCUUUGCUCAUAAA
Xenopus tropicalis (tropical clawed frog) is the source of this 789-nucleotide messenger RNA. RefSeq names its product neuromedin B (gene nmb). Bases 137 to 508 code for a protein of 123 amino acids. The transcript is spliced from 3 exons. NCBI's taxonomy places the organism in Eukaryota, Metazoa, Chordata, Amphibia, Anura, Pipidae. The record is from RefSeq and is a predicted model, not a curated record. Gene Ontology annotation, cellular component: extracellular region. Gene Ontology annotation, biological process: neuropeptide signaling pathway.